AUGCCAGAUUGGAAGGCGGGCGAGUUUGAAGGUAAAUUCAAGGAUGAAUUUGCUCGGGGUAAUAGCAACUUGCAAGAAGAUGGAGCAGGGCCUUUGAAUAUCUCAAAUAAGAAACUGAAGCAUGGGAUUACCACUGAAGAGAACCCGCAGGGUGUCGUGUCUACAGCAACUAAUUCAGAUUCACGGAAACUUAAUUCAGACCACAUCUACUCUACCUGUGUGGUAGCUUCCGACCAUGUAAGAGACUGCAAAAUUGAAUCAAGUGCUUUUCCCUUGAGCAGAGAUGAUACUACAUCUGGAACAAGAUACCAAACAGAAAACUGGAACAAUUGCCAGUUUGCACUGAGUAAUGGCUCAGCUGUUCUCAACAAUCACAGUGUUCCGCAAAGUGAUCUCAAUUAUGGAGAUAAUGAUCUAAACUUCAUUGAUUGGCCUAGCAUUGAUAAUUUUGAGGAUGUUGAUACACUAUUCAGGGGGUGUGAUUCCACAUAUGGUGAACAACAACUGGAGAACACUGAUGAGCUGUCAUGGAUUCCUUCUUCAGAUGCCAUUUACUCUUCCGAUGUUGCUCUGCAGGCAGGUUUUGACUCUUCUUAUUCAGACUAUGGUAUGCUGGAUGACCUGUCAGCAUUCCCUUGUGCACAAGAUAAAUCCCUACCAACAGCAGACGAGCAAUUCAAUGACAAUUAUCCAUUCAAUGAGCAAAAGAAUGUUGAUGUAUAUGGAGAACAGGCUUACCAGGGGGGUGCAAUGGAAUUGUUGUCCACUGACCAGAUAUGCAAUGGAGAUGGAAACCUUGAUAUGAUUGGCGAGCGAUAUUCAUCAGAAAAUGCCUUGCAACAGUUGGAGGACAGGAAGUUUUCUGUACCUUCAGGAUCUCAAUUAAGCUCCUCCCAGAAUUUACUGAAGCAAAAGCACCACUCAGAUAAAACUUCACCAAGUAACAUUACUUCUGAUUGCUAUUCAGAUAGAAACUGCCAGUUCAGUCCAUCUGGAUCUUUUGCACAGAGGAACUUGAUGGUUCAAAAACAAGUGGCUAAUUUGCAACCAGGACAGCUCAUAAAUGAUGAAGGACAACUUGGUCAACAAACAUUGUCUAGAAGAGCUUCAUAUCCUUGUGAGAACUACGAGGUUGAAAAGAAGGGCUUUGGAAAAAGAAGUAAGGAUACACUGGGUACAUCAGUAGUGGUGGAUGGCUCUUUUGUGUCGUCUCUUUCUUCUGAUAAUUCAGUUGAAGAAAGCAGCUUCCGACAACUUCAGGAUGCAGUUAGUCAGUUGGAUGUGAAAACCAAACUGUGCAUUAGAGAUGGUUUGUACCGCCUGGCAAGAAGCGCGCAAAAUCGACCAGUUUUCCCAAAUGCGAUCAAUAGACAUGAAGAAAGCCGGGAUGCAAAGGAUACACAAAAUAUGGAAACUUCGGGCAAGUUUGUUGAUCAUAGGAGCAUUGAGACGCAGACAAAUCCAAUUGAUCGUUCUAUAGCACUCUUACUUUUUCAUCAGCCAUCAGACCAAGUGGCUGGAGCUGUUGACAAUCCUCGCCACUAA
Triticum turgidum subsp. durum (durum wheat) is the source of this 1545-nucleotide messenger RNA. The record is from the annotation of a GenBank genome assembly. Lineage: Eukaryota; Viridiplantae; Streptophyta; Magnoliopsida; Poales; Poaceae.